Molecule: messenger RNA, 1501 nt
Organism: Pristis pectinata (smalltooth sawfish)
Lineage: Eukaryota; Metazoa; Chordata; Chondrichthyes; Rhinopristiformes; Pristidae
Product: forkhead box protein E1-like
Exons: 1
Coding region: 61-1167 (368 amino acids)
Biological process (GO): cell differentiation; regulation of transcription by RNA polymerase II; anatomical structure morphogenesis
Molecular function (GO): DNA-binding transcription factor activity, RNA polymerase II-specific; RNA polymerase II cis-regulatory region sequence-specific DNA binding
Source: RefSeq, a predicted model, not a curated record
AGGGGAGAUCGGGGGCUUCAAACUGUCCUCUGCCAAUGCGACUGGCUUGAUGUUGCAGGAAUGACUGCCGAGAGCCAGCGGCCGCCUUCCGAAGCCCCGUGCUGUGUGUGGAAUAGGAGUCAGCUGGAAGUGAAGGUGGAGAAGGAGCCGGUGGCACAAAGCCAUGCGGAGCUUCAUCGCGGAAGGCGGCGCAAGCGGCCUCUCCAACGGGGCAAACCUCCUUACAGCUACAUCGCCCUUAUCGCCAUGGCGAUCGCCAAUUCUCUGGACAGAAAGCUCACCUUGGGCGGGAUCUACAGGUUCAUCACGGAACGAUUCCCAUUCUACCGGGAGAACUCCAAGAAAUGGCAGAACUCCAUCAGGCACAAUCUUACCCUCAAUGACUGUUUCGUCAAAGUUCCCAGGGAGCCAGGACGACCUGGGAAGGGAAACUAUUGGACACUGGACCCAGCCGCCGAUGACAUGUUCGAGAGUGGCAGUUUCUUGCGAAGGCGUAAGAGAUUCAAGAGGUCGGAUAUUUCCACGUACCCUGCCUACAUACAAGAAUCCAACGUCUUCGCCCCGAUAGAAGCAAGCAGACCUUACUCAAGACCGGUAUAUGCCAACGUGGGUAUCAACUCCAACUAUGCCCCAAGUCUCCCGACCUACCCCACAGGCCAUUACCCAACCUCAACCUCCGCCUUCACCAACAGCCAGCCCCGGGUGUACAAUUUCAGCAAUCUGACAGAGCACCACAGUCCUGGGACAGAUCUGACCCACCACACCACCAGCCCGUUUCCUUCCGAGUUGAGUCCUGGUUAUGCCAAUCUUGGAGUGAGUUCCUACCACCAUCAAGCCUGCAACGGACCAAUGCUUCCCAGAAAUUCUAGCGCCGAUUCCUACCCCUACACCAAGUCUAAUUCACAUCUCCAAGUGGAUCCAUCUACUUACUGUGUGGCCAGUAACCAAGCGUAUGUCACCUCUGGUCGCUUCCCUAUCCCUGCCUCCUCCGUAAGUAAUGAGACAAUGGGCCCCUUUGGAAUAAUUUCUUCUGGACAGUUCACAUCACUCCGACAAUAUAACCCCAGUGGGCAGAUCAACUGUUCCAGCACAUACAUAAAUCACCCCUCUUACUAUACAAAAGUCGAAGGGUUCCGACACUCCGCUGAAAACUAUAACAGACUUUAGAUCGUUCCCGGAGAACUACUGUAAAAGCAGAUUUAAACUGUCCGGGCGUUAGAGCGAAAUCGACAUAACAUUCAGUUGUCCGACUUACGAAUAUUUGCAUUUUAUACGGCUACGUCAACUUGCCUAUUGCAGCACAGUUUAAAUAUUUGUAUUUUUUAUGAACUUGCCCAUACAAUUCUUACACGUUGAGCUUUAUUUCUGAAAAAAAAGUGACGUCGUUGUCUCUUCAAUGGAAUUAGCUGUUGCUUUAAGUUAUUGGGCCACAAUUACAUUCUUUUAGGAAAUGGGGUGAAAGAUCCCGAAACCGAUCGAAGUGUGUCUUUUUUUUUAAAUC